CCAAAGCUCCUCCCGCGACCGAAGCUGCCCAGCAUCGCACGCCUCGUCUUCUUCUCAUUUCACCUCAAAAACGUCGCCGAGUCAAUCACUCUGCUUUUCGAACCGCACAAUUGGCUGCAAUCUCUCCCCGUUCAUACUCCUCCAUUUUUGCGAAUCGAUUGGCUUUCCAACCCAACAAUCGUCAUUGAUACUGAACGAUUUCGACUGGCGCAAGCCAACGAUCCACGCCAUCCGAGCGCGCAAACGCCUCGACCGUCACCCGAUAUCUUCCAAAUCAAAUCCCUCCAUCAUGGCUCGAUUGGCCGAAUCUCCCGCACCGUCUAAUGGCACCCAGUCGGUCAAGAAAGCUCAGACCACGAAGAACGGCGCAUUCAAUACCUUCCUCUCAUCACCUGGUAAACCCUCCGGUUCACAGUCGCCGCAUCCGAAUAAGCGCAUCAAGAGCCUUGCGCCUACUGGAACUCCCCGUUCGGAUGCUUCGCGAUCCCGUUCGCCGCCUUCGCAAAAUCCUUCUCACCGUCUGCCAGUGAGCCCUUCCCCGCGCAAGGCUUUGAGCGAUACCGCCGACGACGUGGAUACUGCCGACCGUAGCACGCCCGCCGAUACCGUUACUGCCGCUGCUCCCAUCGAGACCCCAGAGCCGACCUCGUCCACUGCCCCAGUCACUGCCAUGGAGGCUACUCCCGACGCUGAAGCCUCCGGUUCUACACCGGAACCUAGUGCGCCCCGGACUGGCGUUGUGUCCUCCGUUCGCAAGACACUUUCCAGCGUGGUCAACAACAUAACUGGGCAGCGCACUGGCACAACAACUGUCACAUCAUCUUUCGAACAGACCAUUGUGAGCCGCAAGCGGACCAGAGAACCCGAUGUAGAGGAGAGCCCGACUUCCGUCGAUAAGGAGGCCGACGAAGAAAUCGAGGCUGCCAAUGGCACUGAAGGCAACACCACUAUCCAGCUCGGAAAUCAGUUCGAAGCUGAAGUUGAGGCCGAGGAGAUUCGCGCAAAGAGCCCCGUCAAGGAGGCAGUUCAAGUGGCUUCUCCUGCCGCAGAGGAUGCUGAGAUCAACGUUGCCACGUCUACUGACAACGCCGACACUGUGGAGGCUGCUCCUACCGAGAAUGCCGCUUCGAAUGCUGCGGACAACGAGGACGUGGAGAUGGACGAUCCCAAGAACGGCAUUUUCGUAUUCGACAAGAUCCUUGGACACCGCCGUGACCCUAACGACAAGACCCUCUUCCAAAUGCACAUCAAUUGGAAGCACGACGAUCCCACGUGGGAAACUGAACAGACCAUUCACGAGGAUGCCGAGGAAGCACUCUUUGCCUACUGGGACAGCCUCAAGGGUGGCAGGCUAGGUGCCAUGGUCGACAAGAACCUAUGGCACGCCCUCAGGGUCGAGAAGCACAAGCAAAAGCCUUCUGGCGCAGUCCAGCUCUACGUUUGCUGGAUUGGUUCGCCUGAGCGAUCAUGGGAGCCCGAGAAGCAGGUUGAAGUGUAUGCUCGCCAGCAUGUUGAGAACUAUUGGAAGUCCAAGGGCGGACGCGAGAAGUGCAUCAAGGCCGUCGCCAUGCCUGUCAAGAAAGGACGCGGCCGCCCUCGCAAGAACAAUGCUGCCGAGUCAGAUGUCGAGAUUGAGGUCUUGAAGGAGGCUACCAAGGAGCCCAAGCCGAGAGCUAGACCCGGACGUAAGCAGAAGCGUGAAGAAGUCGAAGCCGAGGAGCCACAGCCUGAGAAGGCGGAAGAAGUAGCCGUUGCAGAUGACAAGCCUGAGCCUGCUGCCAAGGAGCAGUCUGAGGCAGACGAAGAGCCUCCCAAGAAGCGUGGCCGCGGCCGUCCUCGCAAGUCUCUUGUAUGAAGACGUGGUAACGACGAUGGAUCCUCGUGGUAUAUUUGUGAUGGCGGAUGCUAGAUACAACAGCUCAACAGCAAGAUCGUGGUGAAAGCGACAAAGCUGAGACUUGCUUCGAAAAAGAGAUAUCUGAGAUGGGAGAGUUGGGCUGGACAAUUUUGAGGAUUUGUUAUGUAUUAUACGCCGUGCUCUUUUAUUUGCUCGUAGCUAUGACGGUUCUCACCUGGUAUCAAUGGAACGAUUUGACUUCAAAGUACGUAUUGAUUCAACUGGGCUUUGCCGGCAUGAUGGACGGAUGGUCUGGGCUAUGGGGGAGAAGAUUCUCUUUAGAAAACUAGGGGAGAUUUCCAAUAACAGAUAACACCGGCCAUCCGUUAAUUCCUCUCCUAAGAAUGAGACC
Colletotrichum phormii is the source of this 2249-nucleotide messenger RNA. RefSeq lists its product as uncharacterized. NCBI's taxonomy places the organism in Eukaryota, Fungi, Ascomycota, Sordariomycetes, Glomerellales, Glomerellaceae. The record is from RefSeq and is a predicted model, not a curated record. The transcript is spliced from 2 exons. Gene Ontology annotation, molecular function: DNA binding. Bases 290 to 1855 code for a protein of 521 amino acids.